Messenger RNA from Salarias fasciatus (jewelled blenny), 2654 nucleotides. RefSeq names its product plexin-B2-like. Gene Ontology annotation, biological process: positive regulation of axonogenesis; regulation of GTPase activity; regulation of cell shape. The record is from RefSeq and is a predicted model, not a curated record. Gene Ontology annotation, cellular component: plasma membrane; semaphorin receptor complex. The transcript is spliced from 15 exons. Bases 78 to 2654 code for a protein of 858 amino acids. Lineage: Eukaryota; Metazoa; Chordata; Actinopteri; Blenniiformes; Blenniidae. Gene Ontology annotation, molecular function: semaphorin receptor activity; protein binding.
GUGUUGGAGAGCAGAGAGCCAUGCAGGUCUGAAGUGUGUGAGGGUCUCUCAGUUGAAGCUGCCUCCCUCCCUGGAAGAUGCUCCUGCUGCUCGGUCUGCUUUUAAUCCUCUGUGGAGCCCCGAGUCUGUGUCUGGAGGAAGACACAUCCUUUCUCUUGGAUGGAGACAUCCGUCACUUGGCCGUGGACAGUAACACGGUUUACAUCGCCACUGAAGAGAAACUGUACCAGCUGACCCACGACCUGACCCCGGUCCACAGUCUGACCCUGAGAGGAGUCCUGAAUCUGGACACGGAGGACUUCUACAGAGUUCCUGCUGCCGCUGGCUGGAACGCAACUUUCAGGGUCAAUAUUUUAUUACUGUUUGAGAAGAAUCAGUCUGUGAUCAGCUGUGGUGUGAUCGAUGGAGCGUGUGGAUACUGUGAGAUUCUGGACCUGAACAACAUCUCCAACAUUCUGCACAAGGAAAACUUCCAGGUGGGACCAGCCAAACGCAGCAGCGCGUCCGUCGCGUUUCUGGUGACCCUGAAGAAAAACCAGCUUCGCAGUGACUCUUAUAUUCUGACUGCGAUACAACAGGACGGGUCUGGAGAGGAGAAAUGUCCCUCUGAUUCAGGAACUCUAAACCUUCAUAACACUGAUGACACUUUCCCCGGGGGGAAAAUUUCUACAAACGAGGCAUCUGGCGACCCCACCAUCAAAAGUCCAAGGAACUUGGAGUUCGUGGACGGAUUUCAGAUCAACUCGAUCAUUUAUCUGCUUGCCAAUGAGCCAUCAGACGCUAAAAAAAACCGAGUCCGUCUUUUUCGGUUCGAAGACAAAUUAAAUACAAUGGAGACUCUGAAGUAUGUGAGGAGAGCGACUCUCCUCCCUGGUGGUGGUCGCAGCAGACUGCUGGCCUCCUCGGUCGUCCCGGGUGGUCUGCAGACGCUUUGGAGCGGCGUGUUCAGUGUGGAUGGACGACAAACCAACACCCAGCUGCUGCUGUUUGACUUCAGUCCUGAUCUCUCAGGAGGGCCAGAUUUAGGUACAGUUUUAUACCUUUCCAAGGAGAAAGGGCCAUUAGAGAUGGUACUUGAAAGGACCUCUACAGUUCUGCGUCCUAAGACAGUUCUCCUCAGACAGAGCUCCAUGACCUCUGUUCUGGCAGUGAGGCAGAACAGCUGGAUGGUUUUCUUCAUCGGGACUGGAGACGGGCAGCUCAUCAAGCUUGCUGUGGACAGGAAGUAUCACACCACCUGUCCCAGAGUGCUCUACAUGUCCAACCAGGACCGCCGAGUGUUUCCCAGAAUGCACCUGGAUCCAGUGGAUCAUAAACAUGUGUAUGUGCCAUUUCAAAAUGAGGUGAAGCGUGUGGCUGUAGCAAAGUGCAGCACACACACAAAUGUCCAGGAGUGGUGGACUGCUCAGGAUCCAUACUGUGUGUGGUGUGUCUCCAAAGAAAGCUGCACCUUUGAAGAUGACUGUGAGGACUCCCACUGGCUGUCCAUUCCUCAUGUCUUCCAGCAGAAACUGAUUUCCCACAAAGUUGUUGAAGACGGGACUGGACAGCUCACUCUGAACAUCCAGACUCAUGUGAACGUGAGCAAAGAGACGCGGUUCGCCUGUCAGUUCUCCACAACUGCUGGGGAGCUUUGUAGCCGGGAUGGCCUUCCUCCACAAUGUAAUAACAUCUUUCUUGCUGACAGUGUGUGUCAAACGCUGCAGUCUGAGCUGAACUUUCCUAAGCCUGAGAUCUCCUCCAUCAGCCCCAGCAUUGUGUCUUUCUAUGGAAGAAACCACGCAGUGUUGUCAGGUGGUAACCUCAGCGGUGUGACCGGAGUGAGGAUGCAGGCAGACCUGGACUGUACGCCACAGGAGUCUCCUGUCUGGAACAACAGCGGCUCCAGUUUGACCUUCCACAUUCCCAGAGCAAACCGUAAAGGGACAGUGAAAGCCUGCGUUCUCCUCCCAGACGGCAGUUGCCACGGUGACGCGAGCAUCACCUACCAGCCGUCACCUUCCUGUCGAGACAUUUCACCGAGGAACUCCUGGAUCAGUGGGGGGAGGAAGAUCACACUCACUGGAUCUCACCUGGAGUUUGUGGAGGGGGUCAUUCACAGCCGAGCCCCUCAGGAAGUCCAACCUCCGACUGACAGGAACCAUCAGAAUCUCACCUUCAAGUCACCUGCAGCUACAAAUCCCUCCAGAGUUUCCAGCAGUUCUCUUCUGUUGAAAGUGGCCAAUGAAACCUUGAUCUGCUCCACAAACCUGAUCUACCAUCCAGACCCAGAGUUCACCAGCUUCACAUCCACACAGAGGGGUGACCACGUCCAGAUCACCAUACAGAGAAAAGCAGACAAACUGGAGAUAACACCAGCGGAGUUGUCAGUAUGGGGGGAGCAGGAGGAGAAACGAUACCCCUGCAUCAUGGAAGACAAAGACCCCGGUGAAGAGUUCAACUUUUACUCUUGUGAGAUUCAGAGUCCACCCAGCGCACAGUUCCAGACAUUAAAGAUUAAAUACGGUGACAAGACAGUGUUACUUGCUCCUCCAAUGUUAAUGCCUCCAGUCAUUGUCAUCCUGCGCUUCAUGCUGAUCCCCUGUGUUAUUGCUGCGCUGGUGUUUAUCUGUCUGUGGGAUAAGAAAAUCACCAAUAAGAGGAACAAACACUGA